Messenger RNA from Quercus robur (English oak), 324 nucleotides. RefSeq names its product NADH dehydrogenase [ubiquinone] iron-sulfur protein 2-like. The record is from RefSeq and is a predicted model, not a curated record. Lineage: Eukaryota; Viridiplantae; Streptophyta; Magnoliopsida; Fagales; Fagaceae. The coding region runs from base 1 to 324 and encodes 107 amino acids. Gene Ontology annotation, molecular function: NAD binding; quinone binding; NADH dehydrogenase (ubiquinone) activity. Gene Ontology annotation, biological process: mitochondrial electron transport, NADH to ubiquinone. The transcript has a single exon.
AUGGAUGUGGGAGCAUCAACUCCAUUCCGGUGGGCUUUUGAGGAGCGGGAGAAAUUGUUGGAAUUCUAUGAAAGAGUCUCGGGAGCCAGGAUGCAUGCCAAUUUCAUACGACCAGGUGGAGAGGCACAAGAUCUGCCUCUUGGCUUAUGUCGAGAUAUUGAUUCCUUCACACAACAAUUUGCUUCUUGUAUCGACAAAUUAGAAGAGAUGUCAACCGGCAACCGUAUCUGGAAACAACGAUUAGUGGAUAUUGGUACUGUCACUGCACAGCAAGCAAAGGAUUGGGGAUUCAGUGGUGUAAUGUUAAGAGGUCGUACGACAUAA